Messenger RNA from Anopheles maculipalpis, 2527 nucleotides. Its product is annotated as transcription factor btd. The record is from RefSeq and is a predicted model, not a curated record. The transcript has 4 exons. NCBI's taxonomy places the organism in Eukaryota, Metazoa, Arthropoda, Insecta, Diptera, Culicidae. Gene Ontology annotation, molecular function: RNA polymerase II cis-regulatory region sequence-specific DNA binding; DNA-binding transcription factor activity, RNA polymerase II-specific. The coding region runs from base 46 to 2502 and encodes 818 amino acids. Gene Ontology annotation, biological process: regulation of transcription by RNA polymerase II.
GAUACGAUAUCCUCGCGAAUCCCGGUCGGUGCAAACGGCCACAAAAUGAUGGCUUCACCUAGUUUUAUGACACAGUAUCACAAUCACCAGUGGAACAACGGUACGACACAAAGUCAGCUAUCAGCAUUGAACAUCCUGCCAUAUCAGUAUCCACCGCAGCCACCGUCGGUGAGUAGUUUGGGAUCGGUAGCGUCCGUAGGUUCGGCAGGACUUUCGCCCACCCAGUCAAUCGCCUCGUCUAGCGGUGCUGCCAGCAAUAGCAGCAGCUUCAGUACCGUCGGUGGUCCCGGCACACACGGAUCGGCCGUUGCCCUCGGGACCGCUGGUUGUGGACCGGUUGGCGGUGGUGGUGGUUCCAACACUGCCAGUCCCGACGUAACGGCAGCCGCCGCUGCAGCAGCAGCCGCAUCCAGUGCGGCCGCCUCGUACGGUUUCGGUAUGGUGCAGCAAACCGGUGCGCUUGAAAUGACCGCAAGACCUCAAGCCAUGCACUACCCGUCGUAUGCAUCGUACAGUCCCGCCAGCUACUACAAUAACGUCAGCAUGGCCACCAGCCCGUGGUUUGCGCAGGAAACCAUGUACGGGACGGCGGCCGGUUGGCACGGUGCGGACGCGUACGGUCUCAAGCUGGAGGAGUACUCGCACCAGACGCAGGCACAGCGCCGCUGCGCUCGCUGCACCUGCCCGAACUGUAUCAACGAGCUGUCCGGCUUGCCACCGGUCGUCGGACCGGACGAGAAGGGCAAACGGCAACACAUCUGCCACAUACCGGGAUGCGAGAAGAUCUACGGCAAAACGAGCCACCUGAAGGCGCACCUACGGUGGCACACGGGCGAACGGCCAUUUCAGUGCAAGUGGCUGUUCUGCGGCAAACGGUUCACGCGCUCGGAUGAGCUGCAGCGUCACUUCCGCACGCACACGGGCGAGAAGCGCUUUACCUGCACGAUCUGUAGCAAGAAGUUUAUGCGCAGCGACCAUCUUGCCAAGCACGUCAAGACGCACGAAAACAAAGCGAAGAAGAUAGCGAAACGGUCGGAAAAGCUCGAGGAGGCGAAGGUGCGGCGCGAGGAAACGAAGCUAAAAUCGCUCGAAACGUCAACGCCAGUGGUGUCGCGCAAGCUAACGGCCGGCUCGGCGCUCAGCAAGCUCACCUCGUCCAGCAAGCGACCGAAACUGUCCGCGAGGGAUGGCGAGGUGCGGCGGGAGGAGGAUGCUACCGGGGACAGCAGUAUCGAGCAGCAAACGCCACCGCAUCACCAGCAGCAUCAGCAUCACAGCCAAACGGCCACCAUGCUGGAGGACAUCAACGCUAACAUACGCGUACCUGAGAUUAAGUCGGAGUACGGGCCCGGUGCGCUGAAUGUCCUGACGCCACCGCCGACCGGCAACUCGCCAACCACGGCAACGGCAGCGGCGGCUGCCGCAGCGGCCGCUGCUGCAGCAGCUGCUGCCGCCUACCAGAACUAUCACCAUCACCAUCACGUCGCGGCACAUCACCACCAUCAUCAUCAUGCGUCGUACUUCCAGAGCCCCUUCUUCCAGACGAGUGCGGACGUCGGUACGGGGGCGGCGUCCGGGAAAGGGCACUUUGCGAGCUACUGUGACGUUGGCGGUGGUAACUUUGGUCACGGUAGCCACCAUGGUGGGAACAAUCUGCGGCUAGCGGGUGGACCGAACGGCACCCUCUCGAGCAUGUCUUCUGCCGCGCUGAGUUGCGAAAAGUCGUCCGUUAGUCAUCGCACCGUAGGCAGCAAUGCGGGCAGUACUGGUAGUAGCAGCACCACCAACAACAACAGUACCACCAGCAGUAGUAGUAGUAGCAGCAGCAGUAGUGCCAUCGUCGAACUCAGCAACAGUUUGGUGAAGCUGGAAGAGUAUGCGAACGGGCACGGGCUCGGUGGGAGCCGUGCCGAAGGCUCGUCAACCGCACCGACAGCAGCAGUAGAGAGUGCCGGCAAUAGUUCCAGCAACAACACCCUCAACAACCACGUACUACCUCACGGUGCCCAGCUGUACCAUACGCUCGCCAGUGAAUCAUCGUCGCACCAUCCGUACCAUCCGUACGCGGCCAUGGCAAAGGCCACUACUGGUGGUGGUGGUGGUGGGAUGCCGUCCGCCUCUUACGGAAGCGUCUCCCCCUACGAGCAAGAACCGUCCGGGACGGGUUCACACCACCAUCCACAUCCGUCGGCCGGCAUAUCGAACGCAACGUCGUCGGUGGCCUCACCGGCGACAACCCAUCUCGCCUCCACCUACAACAUGAUGAUGAGCAACUACACUCUUCAUCAGCAUCACCAGCAUCAGCAACAGCAGCAACAGCACCAUCACCAUCAGCACCAACAACACCAACAGCUUCUCAAUCAACAGCAGCAGCAGCAGCAGCAACAGCAGCAGCAUCACCAGCAGCAUCAGCACCAACAACUUCAACAUCAACUGCAGCUCAACCUUACAGCGCAGCAAGCGAAUGCCGGUGUGACCGCCACGAACGCACUAUUCAAGUAAGUCCGAUAACGAGAAGUUGCAGUUG